AUGGUUGACACCGCGGGGGCGAGUGCGACGGAGGUGGGCCCCGCCAGCCCUCACAGCUCGGAGCCUCCGGCAGGGACGAAACGGCGACAAACGCUGGGCGCGCACGAACUUCGCGACCUUCAGGAAGGGAAAGCACUCGGUGACGCUGCCGAUGACAGCCAGCCUGCGGACGACAUGAAGCAGGCGGAUGCGGCCACACUGCAGAAGAGACAACGCCUGCGGGUGGUUCGUUCCGGCACCGCCGUCCCCACCCCGGCAGCAGACGCGGCGACUGUCUCGCCCGCGACAACGGGAAACCCGUCUUUGGCCGAGAAGCCUGGUGAAUCGCCGAAGCCAGUGGAAGAGGGAACCUCUCCAGAGAACACCAACGAACAGGCCAAGAAUACAAACAGAGCUGAGGGGGAAGGAGCAACAAACGGUGCUCCUGCGUCGUCUGAAAACGGGAAAGAGGGAGAGAGGGCAUCGCCGCAGGAGCAGAGCGCGACGACUGGACUGCUCGGGACAGCGGAAAUCAAGAGCGUCCCGACUUUCAGCAGCGCGUUUGCCUCGCUAUCCAAACAGCCCCAGUCUUCUUUCUUCCUCCUGUCGCCGCCUCAGUCGAGCACGGGUGGAGCCGAAACAUCGUCAGGCUCGACGCCGUCGUUGUUCGCCAACUUGGGCGGUUCGUCGUCCCUGUUUGCCACGUCGACAAGCUUCAACGGCAAUGAGGAGGGGGCAGAUGGCGAGGAUGAGCAGAAGCCCGAGGAGCCCAGCGUCAUUGAAAACGCGAGAUUGCCGUAUGCAGCGGUUCGACGCCAGUCAGACGGCUUGGGCGCCCAAACCACCCCUGGAGGGACGGGUGCAAAUCUCGGCAAGCAAACGAACGACGGACUGAUUUGGAAUGUCCUACACUGUAUUUCUCUGCAGAAAGAGGAGGACAGCGGGGCGACACGGAUUCUGUUUUUCGUACACAGAACGGGACGGCUGCAUCUGAACACGCCGUUAAUCGCCUCUGUGAACUAUGAGCAUCCUCUGGAUCGAAGUCGUCAGCGCGCCGCUGUGUCCUCCAAGGACGAGAAACCGGAUGAGAAAAGCGGCGAGGACCCGCAGACUGAAGACGUGCCAAGGAAAAAGAACACAGCGCAGUUCCUUGGACUCAAGACAGAUGCCAAGAGCAGCUCGGACACCACAAUUUACCGCAUUCGCUUCUCCAACGAGGAGAAGUGUGCAGAGUUUCUCUCUCUGGCGAAUGAAAGAAAAACCAUGGGCAGGAACCAGUCUCCCACGUCAGCGUGA
Molecule: messenger RNA, 1275 nt
Organism: Neospora caninum
Lineage: Eukaryota; Apicomplexa; Conoidasida; Eucoccidiorida; Sarcocystidae
Exons: 8
Coding region: 1-1275 (424 amino acids)
Source: RefSeq, a predicted model, not a curated record